GAAUCGUAUAAUUUACUUCCUGUUUGUGUCGUGACACAGCAGUUUCGAUUCUGUAAUAAGGAACUUUUUGCACUGUCAUUUAAUUAACGACCACCGGGACUGCAAAAGUUGGUGUACAAACUUUGUGGAAGGGUAACUGGAUACGUUUUAAAAUUAGUAAUAUUUUGUUAAUUCACUUUUUUUAUUGACGUUUCGUUUGUUUGGAUUUUUUAUUUUUGCUUAUUGUGUAUAUGAAAUUGAUAUGAUUUUGGCGCACAGUUUUUUAAAGUACUUUACAUCCAGAAAUAGAACUUGUUCCUUUAAAUAUUUAAUUAGAAAUAUGUCGAAGUGGUCUCAUCCUCAGGAGAUUCGGAUUCCAAAUUCCUAUGGCUAUAUUGCUGCUAAGACUUGGGGAAAAGAACAUCAUGAACCUGUUAUAGCUUUACAUGGUUGGCAAGAUAAUGCAGGAACUUUUGAUCGUUUAAUACCACUUUUGUCACAAGAUUUAUACAUAGUUGCAAUUGAUGCUCCAGGUCAUGGAUUUUCUUCACAUAUGCCACCUGGUACAUUUUACCAGUAUCUGCAAAAUUUGGUUGAGAUCAAACGUAUCAUUGAUUAUAUGAAAUGGGAUACGGUCAGUUUUAUUGGCCAUAGUUUAGGUGGUCAAAUAGCUAUUUUAUUUAGCAGUAUUUUCCCUGACAAAGUGAAAAAUGUAGUUUUACUUGAUAUCAUAAAACCGACUUCCUAUAAAAUAGAAGAAUUAGCUGAAUAUACUAGGAGAAGUGUAGAAAAUUUAUUACAAUUUGAAAAAAAGCUCACAAAGGAAGCACCAGUAUAUAGUUUAGAAGAAGCACAUCAGAGAUUAAUGGCAGGCCUGUAUAAUCAAGUAACAGCAGAAGGAGCAGAUAUUCUUUUGAAGCGAGGCUGUCUUCCUUCAAAAUGUGGCAAAGGUGUUGUGUUUUGUAGGGAUAUAAGGCUUCAAGUUAGUACUUCUAUGCAACCAAUUAGUCAUGACAGUUUGAAAGGGUACUUACAGAAUGUACAAUGUAAUUUAUUAAUAAUUUUAGGUAAAGAUACACCUAAUGUUUUCAGAUCUCGUUCACCAGAAGUAUUGGAUGAAUUUAUAAAUUCAUAUAAGAAAACUUGUAGAUAUUUUAAAUUAAUUGAAAUUGAUGGCAAUCAUUUUGUUCACCUCAAUAAUCCUGAACGAGUUGCUCCUCUAAUUGAUGCUUUUUUUGAAGAAAACCUAAAAUGUAAAUUAUCUAAAAUAUAAAUUUUAUAUACAAAUUAAAAAAAGGGCAAAAGAAUUUAUUUUUAAAUCUUCAUGUAUCAAAGUAUUAUGAAAAUGGUAUAUUUACUUAAAUAUCAUAUAAAUUAUUUAUUAUACCACACAUUUUUGUUGAAUCAUGCUUUCCAAUAAAUUGGUCAUUGGUGCAUUCUGUUUUCAUAUUAUUUAAACUGUUUAUUUAUU
Molecule: messenger RNA, 1450 nt
Organism: Argiope bruennichi
Lineage: Eukaryota; Metazoa; Arthropoda; Arachnida; Araneae; Araneidae
Product: serine hydrolase-like protein
Exons: 2
Coding region: 242-1252 (336 amino acids)
Source: RefSeq, a predicted model, not a curated record